CCUCCUGCUGCCGCCGCCGCCGCCGCCGUGGGCCCUCCUCGGCUUCCUCCCGCUGGGGACCGCGGCCCAAAGUGUGCAACAUACGAUUGAAAAUGUUAAACUAGUGCAGAUAUCUAUGCAGCCAACUGCAGUUGUGCAUAUUUCAUCCGAGAGCAUGGACAACUCUAAAGCCCAGGAACCUGCUGAAUCAAUUGAAAUAGAAUCAGCAAAGGAAGAAGAAGAGAAGACUUUGAAUGAUCUUGUGGGCCUUUUGCAAGAUAUGGUAAAAAAUAUCCCAACAAAGCAAGCGGAAGCUCCACCACUAACUGAAGGACCAACUAUCAUGAUAUCCAACAUAGAGCCUUCUCCAUCUGAAACAGCUGACACAGUUUGGGUAAAUAUGAAGCCAAAGGCUGAUGAAAUGAAAAUAGAGCCACUGGAAACAGUUGUCUUGACCGAAACAGCUCCUACUACAACAGCAUUUUGGAAACUCAGAAAUGAUGCUAGUGCAUCUGUCAUUUUGCAUUCUGAUACAACCACUUCAGAAAAAGCUUCUCUAGAAGAUCUCCAAAGCGAAACAACUGCAUCUGUUUUGUUUUCUGAUAGUACAACUCCAGAAAAGACACUUGUUAGUGUGUCACUUUUGAUGGAAACGGAUACUACGACGGGAAAAAGUAAGAGUUUUGAUGAGCUAACAAAUGGAGCUUUGGCAAGUCUGGUGGAGUCUCUAAAGAAUGUAAAAAAAUUACAUGUGACGCUGCAUAAGAUCAGUAACAAACCACAAGACGUGCACAUUCAUGAAAAAACUCCAGAGGCGCAUCAGCCUGCAGGUGCAGACAUCUUGGAAUUGAUUGAUACGCUAAUUUUAACAAUAAAGAACGCACCAUCCCCUGUUAAGGAAGAUCCCGCUCUCCAUAAGUAUAUCGAAAAAGCAGAGAGCUUCUUAAAAAAUGCUCUGGAACUAGCAGCAGCGGCAGAGAAGAAGUUAGUGCAGGAGAAACAGGAAAAUAAAUUGGAACUGGAGAUUCGUCCCUCGCCUCGUCCCUCACCACCAGUAACUUUGCCUGUAUCAGAGGUGACCAUCCAGUUGAUACCAUCUUCAACUGAGCCUCUAGCAAAAAAGGCAGAAGAUGCACAAGUGGAAAUGGGGAAGUUAAAAGCAUUUAUCAACUUGCUAUACGGGUUUAGUCCUCAUCUAACUUCAUAUGCACAAAAUUCACCCAGUCAAAAAAUAGCUGAGGAUAUUGUUGAGAGAGCAUUGGCAGUCCUUGAUGCCAUAAAGAGCAUUUUCUGUGGAAACCCUGAAGGGCGAAGCAAACAGAUGUUGAAGCAGUUGUUAAAGGAAGACAUGGAGCUUGUAAGACAAGCCAUGAAUGAAAGAAUCUCUUAAGAAUACACAGUUCUUUAUUGGUAGUGUAGAUAUUUUUCAUCAGUUACAUAUGAUUAGAGAUCCGUUUUCUCAUUUGUAACAACCAUCUAAAUAUAUUUGUAGCCAUUUCCAAAUGUGGAAUUAAAUGCUUAUUUUUAAAUAA
This is a messenger RNA of Elgaria multicarinata webbii, 1511 nucleotides long. RefSeq lists its product as uncharacterized. Lineage: Eukaryota; Metazoa; Chordata; Lepidosauria; Squamata; Anguidae. The transcript has 4 exons. Bases 116 to 1369 code for a protein of 417 amino acids. Gene Ontology annotation, biological process: fusion of sperm to egg plasma membrane involved in single fertilization; acrosome reaction. The record is from RefSeq and is a predicted model, not a curated record. Gene Ontology annotation, cellular component: acrosomal vesicle.